This is a messenger RNA of Gloeophyllum trabeum ATCC 11539, 1284 nucleotides long. RefSeq names its product SURF6-domain-containing protein. The record is from RefSeq and is a predicted model, not a curated record. NCBI's taxonomy places the organism in Eukaryota, Fungi, Basidiomycota, Agaricomycetes, Gloeophyllales, Gloeophyllaceae. The coding region runs from base 32 to 1237 and encodes 401 amino acids. Gene Ontology annotation, cellular component: nucleolus. Gene Ontology annotation, biological process: ribosomal small subunit biogenesis; ribosomal large subunit biogenesis. The transcript has 5 exons. Gene Ontology annotation, molecular function: DNA binding; RNA binding.
GAUCACCGACUACACACUGCACUGGACCGCAAUGCCUACACCUCCUGAUCUCUUGAGAAGCUCAUUAGAGCAACAUAACAACACGUUUGAAUCGUUACUGAAACUGAUUCCUGCGAAAUAUUACAUCGUCGAGGAUGAGACGGAGGAACAGGCCGCAUCGAAGUAUCAGAAGCACUCUAAGAAGACGAAGGCUCCCAAGCAGGCUAUAAAGGAGAUGUCGAAGAAGGCGAAACGCGAAAAACUCGAUCCAAAGAAUAACAAGACGAUCCUUGAUAUUCAAAAUGAGGCUGCUCAGAGACAGGCUGUCGCGAAAGGGAAACGCAGGGCAGACUCGGGUGAAGAUUCGGACGGAAAUGACGACGCAGACGCCAUGGAUGUGGACGCCGAUAAUGUCAUUUUGGGGAUGGAGACUUCCACAGGAGAGGACAUGUCUUUCGUACCUAUGCCGGAAGCUGGAGGUAUUGAAACGCUACGUCAAAAGCUGCACUCUCGCAUGGAACAGCUGCGCAAGGGAAAACGGGGGGAGGGUGAUCAGGCGACCAGUAAAGACGAGCUGAUAGAGGAGCGGAGAAAGCAGAGAGCGAUGAUGCGCGAGAGACGGCGAAAAGAAACUAAGGAGAAGAUCAGACUAGAAAAGGAGAAGAAGGAGAAGCCGGGCAAGGACAAGAGUAGAGACAAGGGCAACCAGAGCAAACCAACUUCGUUACUUGUCGAGCAACCGUCGACUUCGAAAGCUGGGCCGUCUCGGGAUCCCAAGGAUACUCUCACAAAUGUCGCCUUCUCUGCCAUUGCGGGAUCACCAGGCAUCUCCAACAAGAAAUUGCAACAUGUGAAGACGACGUCAGACCCCAAACAGGCCUUGCAACAGCUAGAGACGAGGAAGGAGAAACUCGCUGCCCUACCUGAAGAAAAGCGCAAGGCUAUAGAAGAGAAAUCCAAGUGGGAGAAGGCUGAAGCUAGGAUUGAGGGUGUUAAGGUCAAGGAUGACGAGACCCGACUGAAGAAAGCGGCCAAACGGAAAGAGAAGGAGAAAGCAAAGAGCAAGAAAGCUUGGGAUGAGAGGAAGAAGGAGGUUCGCGAUCAGAUGGCUGCUAGGCAGAAGAAGAGAGCAGACAACAUCGCUAUGCGGGCUGAACGACGGAAGGGUGGGAGUUCUGGGAAGAGUAAAGCGAGGCCUGGCUUCGAGGGGAAAUCCUUCGGGAAGUCCAAGAAAGCCGCAGGUAAUCGCAAAAAGUAAUAGUGGAAAUUAACCUACCAUUUGCCCAUAUACUAUCUUAUUACCUC